Molecule: messenger RNA, 3094 nt
Organism: Fonticula alba
Lineage: Eukaryota; Rotosphaerida; Fonticulaceae
Exons: 3
Coding region: 190-2997 (935 amino acids)
Source: RefSeq, a predicted model, not a curated record
CCCGGCCCUCACACUGAAGAGCGGGGCAUCUGAGUCGGAUGUUCCCACCAUGGAGACAGCAUCACAGUCCCCCUCGCGUCGUGCCUUCGCCGGGCAUCCAGUCCCUCCCCUCCGUCUCCUCGCCAUCACCGCCUCGUCGUCGGUCUCCCCCGCCCCCCUCUGCCGUUCUUCCUGGCACUUUGCACGGCCAUGGACAUGCUGUGUCCUGCAUGCGGGGCAGUUCGACCUGGCUGCGCCUGCCAGUGCCUGCUGGGGCUGAUAUCAACCGGGGAUGCGCGAUUGGUGGACUUCGCCCCGCGGCAGGGCCCUCUUCGCAGCCUCCGGGCCUCGGCCACACCGCUAGCCUCCUUGCAGCAGUACCUCUGGCUGAUGACAGACUUCCUGGCGGCCACAUUGCGCAGCACUCUCGGUCCUCACCUGGCAGCGAGGGCCCCCGCUCCCCCGGCAAUGCCGGUCCGUGGAUCGGCAUCGCGGAUCCGUGUCCGCUUCGGGCCGGGGCUUGAGGCGCACUGGACGCCAGAUGAUGUGCGCUCCAUUCCCCAGGGACUGGCCUUUGCCGAGGUGCUGGCAUCUUUGUCCGGAUGCGCUGGCGACUUGUCCCCGGCCGGGCCGCCCGGUGUAGGGGUCAUCACCCACUCCCUCUCGUUGAUACUUGGCAUCAACGGCGCCCUGUGUCGUUUCGCGGCCAGCGGGGCCGGCGAUGCACACCAACAUCUGCGCCAUGCGUUAGCCCUUGCCGAGGAGCUCAUGCCUUUUGCUCGCCUGCAGGCCCGCUGGCCCCAGGAAUCGCCGGCGGAUUUCAUGGCAACCAUCGAGAGUGGCUUGGCAGCGGCACUGGUGGCCUGGCGCUGUCGGAUUCUCCUGUCAAAUGCCGCGUCCCCGGGCCUGGAUGAUGUUGAUGACCUCUUUGACACCAUGGCCGAGCUAUGUGGCAUGGCCUCGGCGGGGCUCUUCGGCCAGCCUGACGGACAGGGGGCUCCCAGCCUGACUCCUUCGCCGGGCGAAGCCCCCAUGGCUGUUGACGUCAAUCGGGCAUCUGGCCGCCAGCCGGGGCCCAGCGACCCGGUCGCAUGUCAAGCCGAGCACAGUGACGAUCGGGAGGCCGGGGUUGCUGCGGUCCUCCGGCUCUUCCACCAGUUGCAUGUGGGCAUCCGUGCCGCCGGCCAGCCAGGCGACCCGGGCUUCCUUUUGUUCCGAGCCCGGAUCCUUCCCCUACUGGGGUGGGUUCUCUUUGCAGCGCAGCAUGGUCGACUUGUGGCCGUGGUAUCUGGCGGCUCCACCGGGCCCGAUGGGCCACUUAUCAGAGCCUUGCGCAUUUUGUCAGGCCACCCGGGCGCCAGUAGGCCACCUGCGCCGGGGCUUGUCCGGUACUGCCGACACUCGCCACUGGCAUCGGGCGGUGUGUUGGCGCCAAUCAUCGGGUUUCCAACAGCCGGCUUUUUCAACAUGGCAUUCAAUGAUCUGCUGGGGUUCCUGCUGGCCGGGACGACCGGGCGCCCAACGGCCACGGCGCACAGCCUGCUACGGUCUUUCCUCGAGCAUUCCUUCCCCCUACAGGCAUCUCGCGUGCACCGGCCGGGGAUCCUCUACUGGUGUGCGGUAUAUGUGGCCCUGGUGGGCAUGGAUUCCGAGUCCGGGACCCCGGCUGGCAUCCCGGCCUUUGAGCAGGCGGUCGCCCGGCGCCUGGGAAUCUUCAAGCCGACGCGCUCGGCCGAGGCCUUCCUCUUGGCCAUCAUUCACUUCAAUCUAGCCCGGAUCGAGCUGAACGCCGGUGACCGAGACGAAUCCGAACGGAGGUAUCUCCUGCUUUUGGACUUGGCUCAAAAGUGGGACCUCCGCCUGCCGCCGAGCAUGGUCAACGGCAUGUGGGGGCUCUUUUCCGCCUCCCAGCCCUCAGCCUCCUCUCCACAGUUUCCAUGUCCCAAGCCGAGCCCCCUUUUCGGGGUCGACUUCUUCCCGGUCGAAUGGGGGGCCCCCUCGCCCGGCGCCUCGCAGCUGGUUCGUCUGGCUGGCGUGGCCGCCGAUCCGGGGGAGGACCUGCUGGCCGCGGCUGGACACCAAGCCCUGGAGGCCGGGGAAUCGCUGGAAGCCAUGCACUUGUUCGAUCGAGCAUUGGUGCGGCUGCGCCGGCGUCUGGGGCUGCGCUUUGACUUCGGCCGCAGCGCGCCCGGUGAGUGGCUACGGUCUUGGGUGACCCUUGUUCCCAGCCAUGGUGCCGUGCUCCCCUCGCUGGCGCACCUGCUACCGGAGGUCGUGUGGUCUGUUCCCCCAUCAUCCAGCAUGAGGGAGGGCGACUCCCGACGGCAGGUCAGCCAGCUGGAGCUUCAUCGCAUGCAUGCAUUGGUCAAAAUGUAUGCUGCUGCUGCUCCUGGAGGCGACAUGGGUGCACGUCUGAAGCUGGCCUUGGUGCAGUCCGCCGCACGGGCCCUGGCAGCCAUGUGGCCCUGGGUGGCUCACCUCCGCGACCCGGCGGCCGAUGGUGCCGGGAUCCCGGCCGACCAGGCUCCCGAGUUGCUGCAGCAUGCGGCCACGCUGGAUGCGGUGACACACUUCGCUCGAGUGGCCGAGGAUUUCCUCGGGAAUCUGGCCCUGGCCACGAGCGUCCUUGAACUGGGGUUCUCCUACUUCUCGGGGGCUGUCUUUUCCGGCCAGGCCGAAGUUCUGGCGCAGCUUCAUGGGUCGUCCGGGAGGCCCUGCGGGAGGCCUCGCACGUCGGCCCCGGCCCAUGACCCCCCGAUCGGCAGACCGUUGCCGCCCUGGCCGCUGGGUGCCAAUCGCUCCUCGGUGUCCUUCCUUUUGGCCUUCUUCCUGGGGCAGAUCCAAAGGCAGCGUCCGGUCUUGCCGCCAUCGUGGCGAUGGUGGCGCGAGCCGCUGCAAAAUGGCCUGCAACACCUCCCGGAGCAGGCACGCCGAGAGGCCAUGCCAGUCUUCGAGUACCUCGGACGACAUUUCGACCCCGGGGCGUCCGAUUCAAACCCCCAGCGGGAUUCUUCCUGACAUGGGAGCGCUCGACCCCGGCAGAGUCCAUGCCCUAGUCGGGUGGAUUUUUCCCCGCCGCGAUCGGAUUGGUAAAAAUACAGCCAAAGGAGUGGGA